AUGAUAAGAAAGCUGCUUAGCACAUUCGUCAUCACGGGCAUAGUCAGGUGCACUAAUUUGUCCUCCCAAAAUGAUGCAAAGGAAGUACAAAAUCUAUUGGGCAGGGAUUCAUUCAGGAUAGACAUCGAAAAUAGGGAGGAGUGCUCCCUUCAAUAUGACACCAUGAAGACGCAUUUCAGGCACGUCUACCUAGUUCAGUGUGGGGGGAAUGCCAAAAGUGUGCGACUAAAUUUCGGGGGCGAGUCCAAAAAGGGGAGUCUACAUCAGAGCGGAGAUGCCGUUCACAAAGGAGGAGCACAGCAAAGCGAAGAACCAAACCAGCAGUGCAGCACUGGGAGAAGAAACCAAAUCGCCUUCUUCAACGAGCGGGGCAAAAAAAUAACCAGCGAUAACCUAACCCUCAAGUUUGAAAACAACCGAAAGGUAAUUUACAAAGCUUGCCAAAUGGAGGACCCCCCCAAAUGCACCAUCAUUUAUGUCAUCAUUUCGUUCAAGGUUGAUGUAAUGGGCCUGAGAGAGUUGCUCCUUAGUAAUUUUACUACAGACGGAGAGGAAGGAGCCAAAUUAAACUUGCUGCACCCAGACAACGUACGCGUGGGGAAUGUGAGUGAAUACCUCCUUCAGCACUUCCUCCUCGAUAGCAAAAAAGUAACCCAGUUUUACGAAAUUAGCGUGAACGUGACGAAUGACGGUCAGCCACUCUACCUGUACGCUUCAUCCCACGCGUCCAACUUUGUCUACCUGGAUAGAAAUUUACGCCACCUAUUGAAAGAGGAAAAAUACCAGUACGAAACUUACUUCUACAAAUUUAGAUGUGCGGGUAGCUCCCAACUAUUUGCGGCGACUAGCGACGCCAGGAAGGCUAGCUUCUUCGUGUACAGACUAGGCAUAACGUGCAGCGGAGGGGGCGAAGAUAACCAACUUAGCGUCAAUGGCAGAAGCGACUUCAAUCCCCCCUUCCACGUAAGCGUUGCGGAUCCCACGUUCAUGAUGCACCCAUUUCGCAUGGACGAAUUUAAGUAUGACGUAUUCACCCCUGGCAACCACUUCUGGCUUCGCAUUAACUCCCCAAAUGGGUGUCACCCCCCCAGUAAUAUCUCCCUAAAUGACAAAAGAGUCAUCAGUGAGUAUAGCCUGGUAACGUUCAGUGAGCACAUGGACGAACAGUUCUAUGACAACUGCAUAGAGGAGUGGCAACUCUUGCAGAAACGCAGUCCUGCUCAGCAGGAUGAAAACUGCUCGGAUGUGAAAAAGAGGCAAGGUUUUUUGAUCUUCGGAAAUGUGCACGACGAGGGGGGAUUCAACUGCCCAAAGGGGUGCAAAAGGGAUCUGUUUGGCGAAAGGAUACACCUGGAAAGCACCCCAUGGGGAAGCUUCUUCUCACCAAAGAGGAAAACAAAAUUUCGCAACCACCAAGAAAUAGGCAAAGUUAUAUUCCCCACGAAAAGGAUCUUCAUACUCAAGUACACGAGCGAACCGCAGAAGAAACACACCAUUGUUGGAGCUAACACGGUGAGCCAUAAAACGAAGGUGCUGUACUACUUUUUUCACAUACACAGAAUCCCAACCAAUAUUGUAGCCAACAGCUUCGCUUUUAUAGCCUUCUUAAAAAAUGCAAAUUGUGGCGAAAACAAUAUUUGCCACCAGCAAAACGAUGGACAGCCAUCCUACAUCCAAGUUGUAUUUAAAAAAAAAAAAAAUAAACAUUUGAACUACUUAAGCACAAACGUUUUACUAACCCAAAAAGGUGCAAACUCGAGUCACUCCUUUGACCAAGGGGACAACCUAAAAUUGCUCAUAAACAAUGAGCAUAUAUCUGACCAUAUUAAGUACCCAAUAAGCGAAAUAGGAAACAGGGAGGAAAAAAUUAACAUAAAAAUAGUCGACCAAAAUGAUAACAUUCUUUACAACACCGAUUUGGUGAUUAUAAGGAAAAACGUAUUCUACAAAAUUGCCUUACAAUUCCUUUCUUACUUUUCCUACGCGUAUAUUAUUUUUUGCUCCUGUCUUCACCCAGCAACUGUUUUAACGUCCAUUCAGUUUCUACAAAUAUUGACCCUUUUGCAUAUAAAGUAUGACGCCUUUCCCCCUUUGUAUAAUUACUUCCUAAAAAAAUUGCAUCCGCUUUCUUUCAUUUGGCACUUCUUCGAUGUUAAGGUGUACAGGAAGAGUGCGGCCAAUCAGUUGGCAUCUAAUGAGCAACCGCUCAGGGGGGACUCAGCUACGGUUUUGAGUACCACAAAUGGGGGUCAUAACUUGGGGGGUGGCCACAGAAAAAAGGAAAACCAUCUUGUGGAGUCUCAAAAGAGGCAUUACUAUGGUGGGAAAUUGUCUCACUUAAGAGAUACUCAUGGGGAGUACCUCCAUUGGAAGGCAAACAAGAUGACGAAGAACAUCAUCAAAGGUGACAGUCUCCACAAGGAUAACCAUCACGCCAUGGGGAAAGAAACCCCAACGAAUGAGACACACUUAGAGGAACUUCCCCUCGGGAAAGCCAAGAGUUACCUCACGAAGAAUGCCUCUUUGAAGCGAAUUAUUCGCAAUUACGUAGACAGACGGAUGGGCAGAGAUAAACGAAUUGGCUUGUCGCAUCACCAACCUUUGCUACAAGACAUAGCAUUAUCAGUGCCCACCGGGAGGGAUACCCCAAAAAAAGGGGCGAAAAAAAACAUUUCUAGUAAAAGGCAUUUCCCCGAGAAAGGCAAAUCGCCAGGUGGUAUCACCACACAGAGUGACGAUCAAAAAGGUGAUGCCAGUGAUCCUUAUGAUUAUAAUGACGAUGGUGAUCGUGGGGAUAGCUCCCCCGCGAGGGACACCAGGAAUAACCCCUUUCAGCAAAGAAACAUAGGUAAACUUUUUAAGAACGCAUUUUGCAUACUUGACCGGCACAUUAGCGAGCAUCACUUGGGAGCCCCCCCUUUUGACAGCGACAGUUCCUACCCAGAUAGCGAAAAGUACAAAGCGCAAUUUUCAGCACUGAGAGAAAAUGAACCCCUUACCAUGGACAUCAAUAAAUACAUUUGUAAAUUUCUUCGGGGGAAAAAUCGCGAACAUGGUGUGGACCAUCAAAUUGGAGCAUCUACCCAAAUUAAGAUUCACCCUAAUGGGGAAGAUAAAAAGGGCUACCAAGGGACCUUAAGAGAGAAAUUCCCAACGGUGUGCUUAACAAAGUGCAUAAGAAUAUUGCACCGUUUUAACGCACUCUCCAAUCGAUGCAAAUACAAAAUGUCGUAUGAUGAGGCGGUGAAGCAGGACGCGUGGAGGAACAAGCUUCUCCGCGUGACGAUCAACCGGGAAUCCCUAAACCGCAGCAUCCACAGCAGCAACGGUGCCAGGGAGAGGAACCCCAAUUUGCGUUUGCUAACCCACCAGGAGGACACACACAUUGGCUACCUCUACGACAAAGUGUCCCUUUUUAAGAAAACCUUCUUCGUCAAAAAGGCUGUGAAAAUUAAACAUGUGCACUUCCUACUCUCUCAGAAAAGAGAAAUACAAAUUUUUGUAAAUAACGAGCAAGUGUCCGAUGACGCUCUGGGGAUUUACUCACUUCUUGCAAAUAAUUUGUCCAAUGAAAACGCUUCUCAUUUCCUCUGCGUACGAUUGAUGACGGCCAUCUGCCUAGCAACUGUAAAUCUUUUGAUUCGGAAAGAUGUCCGUUUCUCCCUCCUUUCGUUAUCUCUCUUUUUCUUCGCCCUAUUUGUAUACAAUUUUGCUUCCAUUUUGAGGCGAUGUGGCGAAGCGGAAUUGUGGGAACCACGUGGGGGGUACGGCAAGGGGGGGACAAGUGAAGACAAAAGGGGAGCCACAGAAUCGUUCACCCACGGUGGGAAAUUGUCUAGUGGGCAGCUCCACCUAAGAAUGGACAGAGAUGAUCAAAAGCAUUUUCAUACCGAUGGUGAUAAUGCCAAACGUGGUCUGUCACCUUUCAGGGGCACCCGACGGGCCAGACACAACGAAUGGCUUACGAAAGAUAUGCUAACUUACGAAAGGAGAUACCCUGAAUUAGUGCUAAGUGCGAUUCUUUUUUUCCUCCUCCUUUGCAAUAUGCUCCCUCGAAAGGGGGAGCACUCAGAAUUGUCCAGCCUUCUCCUCUCCCUGCUAACCACCUCUCUUUGUGUAAACCCCCGGAAAGUAAAAAGUGCCUUCCAAAAAAUAAUAGCACACGCUAGAUAUGGCGUAGCGGCGAAAUGGCACUCUGCUUAUCUUAAAACAUAUGCAUUGUACUUCCUCCACGCGGUGGAAAAAUUGUAUAAUUAUUUCAUACGAUGGGUAGUUACCAUGCAUUGUAAAAAUAAAGAGGGUGAAUUACCAACCGAAAGGAGUACCACAAGGAAGACGAGCUACGCAAAUCUGUGCUCAUAUUUAAGGGACAAACUUCUUCCCAACUGCAAUGGAAUGACUUUUAAAAAUCUGAGAGUAGACAAAAUAGAAAUCCAUCAUCAAGAAAAAGACAUUGCCUAUAAAUAUGAAACGCUAACGUUAGACGGUAACUGCAAAAGCGUUUUUAAUUCUGAGUUGCGCAAAAAUAUGUACGUCAUCGGCAAAAUGGACCUUACUAAAUGCCACCAGGAGGGACUACCAUCCAAUGUGCCCAUUUAUACACAUAACGAUGUGAAGCAAAAACGAAACUAUUACAUCUGCUCCAUCGAAGUUGUGGAUGAGGAAAAUCUUCAUUCAAGAAAAUCCCUAUCGUUGUACAUAAAAAGGAAGGAUACCAAGAGGGAGAAAGUCCUCCUCCUGCACAGCAGCAGAAAGGGCGGCCUUCUCUGGAGUAGCAAAAUUACGCGGAAGGGGAAGCCCCCCAUGGACCAAAUUCCAACAUACGGCGAAUUGCCAAGCGAGGGGGGGUCUGCGGACAUUAAGACCAAUAAGGCCACUGGCUCGCGCAUCGCAAACAGGGCAAACAGCGCGACACCCAACUUGGGGCGCCAAACAGGCGAACGCAUCAAAGCCGACAAGUACUCCUACACAGUGCUGGGCAAAGAGGGACUAACCAUCCGCAGCCUCUUCAUUAAGCCAAACAGGACGUACAAAAUACAGCCCGUCUUUAAGGAAAAGCACCUGAAAUGUGUGCACGUAGGAUAUGGGAAAAAAACAAAGCCUUCAAAUUUGAGCUUCGAUAAUUUUGCACGGUUUGCGAAUUCCUACCCACGUGAUCCCUUUUAUAGGGAAACAUUCCCUAAAUGUCACAAAAAUGGGAACACCCCUCUUGGUUGCGGGAAGAGGGAGGAAUUGUCAAACGAAGGGGAUGGCCAUCCUUCUAGUGGUUCCCGACCAAGUGGCGUAGCUACCCACAGAAAGGGAAACAGCACGGAAAACUUCAGUAGACCUCCAUGCAUACGCUCCCAAAACAAGGGAAGAAAAUUUAGGGCGGACGAAAUCUUCCAACAAUUUCGCGUCACGUGCGAAGACAUAGGAACGCUAAUCGUGUCGCACGACAUCCACGACGUAGACACAUUUGAGGAUGUAAAAGUGGAGAAUGAGUAUGGAGAAUCGUUUUGCCUAAAUUCGCUUCGGAAUUGCUUUACUUUUAUAAAAAAAAAAAAAAUUAUCAUUUUGAGUCACCCCUGUUUUUAUAAAAAUGAAACUUAUUACGUUUACCUGCGAGGUGGUCGGAAGCGCCUUUCCGAUUACUUAACCGAAGGAAUUCACGUGCAGAGUUCCCCCAAUGGGGAAAUCAUUUUAAGCUCGUUUAGCCAAAAUGACCAAACAAACACAGACAUAACGGAUGGCCAAGAGGACAAUUCCCCAUACAGAAGUAGGACACUCCUCGACGAUCACAUCGAUUUGUACAAAAUAAGUGACUAUAAAAAAAAAAAAAAAUUCUUUUUUGUUAAGGUGAAUAAAAAGAGUAACACCUUCUACGCGCAGAGUUACGUCAGAAGAAAAUGUAAAAAUGCAUUUGACAUUCCAUUUGUGAAGGAACUUUUCCAUAGGGAGUAUCAUCACCUCCAAGAACAGCAACCGAUAGGCGACUUUCUCGAGGAAAUAAGUCACGCGGAUUUUGUCCCCAUUCAGCUGUUAUACAAGCUGAAGACACGCAGCGACGUUGCUGCUGCGAAAAAAUUGCAGAACUACUUUAUCGAGUGCUUAAAUGAGUCUCCAAUUUUGUGCAAAGGGGGUGACAAAAGGGGCGAUGCGGCUGUCGCGGUUGACGCGGUUGACCCGGAUUACCCGGCUGAUGUGGCUUACGAACUGUUGACUACUUCCGAGGAGAGAGCCACCACGGGGAAGAAAAAAACAUAUGGGGGAAGUUCAAUUGAGAAAAGUGUCAAUAAAAAUAAAAAUUGGCUUCCCUUUUGGAGAAAAGCCCCCCUUUUCAGCGGCACGAGAAGUACCGCAAACUAUCCGACGAAUGGGAUACUCCAAAAGGGGCAGCCUAAAAAUCACGAGGGAGCAAUUCACACACAAGAUGGACACACACACCAAAAUAGAAGCUACAAAUGGAGGGAGGGCCUCCUCCACGUAUGCAAAAAACACCUCCUCCGAAGCAAAAAAAAGAAGAAAGAAAUUCUUUACAGAUAUGCCGCAAACUAUAAAGAUCUCAUAAAGACAUACAUUACACACAUCAAAAUUUACGAAAGCAAAUACAAUUAUGUGAAGCAUAAUAAAGGCAACAUAAAAGUGCUAGCGAAUAUUCUACUGGAGUUACUGAGCUUUCCCUACGUAUUGGACGUGUUUCAAAGGUACAACAUUGUAGACAAAAGAGAAGGGGAGAAUUCGCACCAUCACGGAAACAACAUCGGCUUUAAUAUUUACGAUGUGUAUGAGAAGUGCUCGUUAAAUAAGAAACACACUGUUUUCAAAAUUGUCAACUAUUUGGAGGAACUCGCAGCGUAUAAAAUCGUGUACAUUAUUACCUUCUACAAGGACAAGCUGAACUAUCUGCAGCUGUUGGAUAAGCUCACCGUCGAUGAGAGCGUUUGCAAACUUCAGAGAGACGUCGAUCGGAUGUUUUACCACCGGUUUGGCUUCUCCAGGAGGGGGGCGGGAAAGACGCAGGUUUCGCGCGGUCGCCCUGAUAGCAAUAGCCCUGCUAGCAGCUCCCAUGACAGUAGUAGCUACCGAAACCGCAUCCUCAACCGCAUCCCCAGCCGCAGUCGCCGCCUCAACCGAGCGACAAACGGUAAGCCGACGCGGGGACAGGGGAACACCCCCGGAGACCCACAAAACCGAAGGACGCACGAAAAGACACUCCACGAAGUCAUACUAGAAAGGUACAUCAAACGGAGAAAAUCCUUUGCCAGAAAAUUUUACGAAAUAAAAAAAAGCAUACGCGAAAUUGCAAAAAAAUACAGGCAGGAGGAACAAGGGACAAAGAAAAUCCUUUUUUAUUUCCCAUUUUUUAUUCACAAAAAAGAAAUAAUAAAAAUGAAAAAAAAUGUAGAACAACAAAUAUACGAAUGGAAUGCUUGUCUCACGAAUUUUUUUUCCAAUUUUUUAAAUCAUUCUUUAACGAAGACUCACAUAUGCCAUUAUAACUUACGCAUAUUAAACAAACACAUCCUGAAUACCAUAAGACACUCCAUGUUUGGCAAGCAAAGGAAUGCUAAGCAUCAUUUCCCCAAUGUUAAUUUUGUGCAUAUUGUUAUUUCCCUUUCAUUUCUUAACCCACAAAAGGCCCUUUUAUUUUCCCCCACCUUUUUCUACAUGAAAUAUUUACCAUCUAAACCAAUUUUUGUUCUCUGCAAUCAGGAUGAGAUUGGCAGCUUGUUAGGGGGGGACGGUGGAAGGGCUCGCCGGGAGCGAGGACACUCGCCCAAGUGGGAAGAAUCAUCAUCUGGGGGGAGCUCACCAGGGGGAGAAAACCCAUCCGAGGGGGCAAGCUCCUUGGGGGGAUUCAACUCAUUGGAGGAACACCAAUUAAGGGGGAUGGAAAGCCAAGACGGGGAGCGAAAAAAGACACGCCGCGAAAAAAGCAAGCGGUGCAAUUCCCCGCGCGGGAAAAAAAAUGCACUCCCCGGAGAAGCAAACAUAGGAACAAACAUAGAAACGAACAUAUGCCGCGAAAGAGCAAAACGGAAAGAGCACAAAAUACUCCCGUGCUAUCUAGAAGUUAUAAAUGACCAUCUGCUUAUAUACCUUUUUGAUAACUAUGAUAAUAAGCUCUGCUGGAGGCUCGAGCGGGGGAAUUACUCCCUGGAGACACGGGAAGUGACAGACAGGGAGGCAGAAAAGGAAGCAAGGGAUGCACAGGACGCGACGGGGGAGGGGAACAGAAGGGAUAGAUGCACAAAGAUCCACGCGGAAACCGUUGCGCGAACAUCGCAUCUAUCUGAAGAGGGGCUCUCAAACUGCGGCACGUCAGAUAACGAGCAAAGCGAAGUUGUGUACACAGUCAUUAGUACGGACGAAAAUGACGACUCUCCAAUUUCAUCACUUAUCAAGAAGAAAAAAAAAACUAUGCCAAAGUACACACGAUUGGAACAGAAAAAUGAGAGCAGCCCAGUGAGGGAGAACCACCUAAGAGAUGAAAAAAACUGCUUUGUAAAAUGUGUGCGUCUGUUCUCGAACUGCUUCAGUAACUUAAGGGACAGUUUGGGGAGAAACCUUUGCCUCUUCUUUGCAUGCUACGAGGGGGAGGAGAACAAACUGCGCAAUGGCAAUUCGGAUUACAUCAAGCUGAUAGUAAGAAUUAACCCGGCUGCCAUCCCGCAGCUGAGCAACGCCCUAACUAUAAAUGACCAUGCGUGGGGGAAGCUAACGGAGAGGAACAAGCUUCUAAUUCGCGAAAGGGUGGAGGAGGUUUGUCUGGACGCCGAGCAGGUGUUUCCACUUGGGGGACCACCCGAAAUGGAUCCCAGUUUAGCCCAAUCAGAAGAGAAGUUCACCCACACCACAAAGGAUCAAGGGGGCUACUCCAAUUCCCCAAGUGAAGGCAUCAAAGUGGAGGAAUUUGCCCAGCCUGAAGGAGUUUUCCCCCAAGAUGGGAAGCUAAACGGAGAGACCCCCUUGAGCAGCACACACGUAAGCGAAAAGGAGUUAACACACGAGGAAUGGCACGAACUGCAUCUAUUCACAUUCAGCUUCUACAGAAAUAAACUGUCAGAAUUGAUAACAAAUUGUUCCAAGUUGACCGGAGUGGAGGCAAGCAAUUCGCAUAACCACGCAAACGCAUACCACGACGUACAAUUAGACAUAAUCGAAAAGAGAAACUCAAUAAAUGAGGCGUGGAGGUAUGAGCAACUAAGCGAAUCAGCGGAAAAGGAAUACGACGGGAGGAAAGAAGAACAAAGGAACAUUUCUUACCUCCUAAAAGGAAUAGAAAGAAUGAGAAGCGCAACAUUUGUAAAAAAAACUUUUAUGGAAGAUUCAAAAAAAUGUACACACAAAGAAUUAAUAUUUUACGACAAAAAUCAACAGCUAUUUUGCAAAUACGUAGGAGAUAUGAAAAAUAAAUUUUACAAUGGACAUGGGAAACUAUAUGACAAAUUUAACAGCUUAAUUUAUGAUGGGCAAUGGCUAAAUGCGCAAAAACACGGAAAGGGGAAAUUACUUUUCAAGCAUUUUAACAUUUGGUACUUGUAUGAAGGGCAAUUCUCAAAUGACGAAAUUGUAGACAAGGGAAUAAUCUCCCUGAUAGACAAGGAAUACGUAAAGAGGAUACAGUCCGAUAAAAUUAAUAAGCUGUGCCCCCUUCUCAUUAAAGUAAACUUCGGAAAAUACAAAUCGCAUAAAAGUAUUAAAGGGGAGAUGGAACAGUACCCACAAUUUGAAAAAGAACUCAUCAAACAGAUAGAAAAAACUGUUAUGGAAAAUUACAGCCCUACUAAUAAUGUAGAUUUCUGGCCAAAAGAAAUUACAGAUAUUUAUUUCCCCUACUUGAAGAAAUGGAACAUCUACUCCUUCUACUGCUCAUGCAACAUAGAAAAUAUCAAAGGCAAAAAGGAAAUCUUCGAGUCUAAUGAAAAUAAUUUUAAGAAUUUGAUUGGAUAUCCUUCCUUUGAGCUUCGCAAUGGCAGGAACGAUUUCGAUUCGAAGGAGCGGAGAUCAGACGACCAUGAGCAGGCAGGCGGCGAGGGGACCCCGGGGGAGGAUUAUCCCAAUCAGCCCUGUAGAGAGGCUCAACAGAGUAGCGAUUAUCCCAGUCAGCCCUGUAGAGAGGCUCAACAGAGUAGCGAUUCCCCCAAGCAGCCAGUUGCAACCCCUCGCUCGCAGGAACACAUCGUCUACAAGAGAGACAAGACAAACGUCCUGCACGAGCAAUUUUUCGAGUACAUGAAAAAAAAGAACGAGCAGAAGCUGUACUACCCCCUACUGAGCAAAACGGUUGGAUUGGCCAAAAUCAUCUACGCAGACAAGAGUGAGUACAUCGGGCCGAUCAACAGCAGGGGGCAGCCAAACACCAACGAGCAAUUCCCCAAGGCCAUUUUUAACAACGAAGAUUUCUUUUACGAAGGAGAAAUGAAAAACUUCCUGCCGCACGGAUAUGGUAUAUUCAAAAAUAAAAAGGAUGGGAGAAAUACCUACUUGGGAUUUUGGAAAAAUGGACACAGAGAAGGAAAUGGGAGUCUCCAUUUGAGGAACAAAAAAUAUAUAGUCCAGGCAAACUUUACAAAAGAUAAGCUGCACACUAACGUUAACAUAUUCAUAAGGGAUGAAAAGAUAUGCAAACUGUACAUAUCAAGUGUAAGCUCAAAUAGCCAGAAAAUAAAAAUAUUUUUCAGAAAUGGCUACAUUUUUUACGGCCACUUUUCAGAAAAUUAUCAGCGAAAUGGGAUAGGCAUCCUCAUAGACAGCAACAACAAAAUUUUAUAUCAUGGGUAUUACAAAAAUGACGUGAUCGAUAAAUUCUGCUACAUCCUACGACAUAAGGAUAACACCAUCUACUGUGGGAACCUCCAUCAAGGGAUGAAAAAAGGCUUUGGGAAAUUAUAUUACGAAGAAAAACUACACUUUGAUGACGAAAAUGAAUUCAAUUUAAGUUUGUCCAAUGCCAAAAUUUUAGCAAGAAAAUUGGAGUCAUACGAUGGUAUUGAUAUCAAUUCGGAUAUCCCCUUAAAUUUUGCCCUCGAUUCUAACCAUGUUAUUUAUGUUGGCUACUGGGAUGAAAAUAAUUUUUCUCAUUUCGGCUCAUGCAAUUUGAGGAAUGGCAUUUAUAAAGGGGACAUAAGGGAGUCCAAAAAAGAUGGCUUCGGAAUAUACAUAUACAAAAAUAAAAAAUCGUAUAAAAAUAAAAAUAGAUACGUUUUGUCCUAUUUUAAGAAAGACAAAAUUAGCGCCAUGGGGAAAUACUACAGUGAAUAUGACAAACUUAAAGUACACUCUUUUCAAAAGGAACAAAUUAAGCGCAAAAAAUCGGCGUACGAUAAAUGCUUCACCAAGGGAAAAAUCAAAUAUGAAGUUUUAAAAACCGACAAGCUGUACAUAAAUCAGGAGAUCGAUUCUUACAUUACCGUUCCUCUUGCCGACACGUUGGCAGUCAUUAUGGACGAGGCUUUCGAUAAAUCCACCAGCUUUGUCCAUUACUUGUAUCGCCCAUUUCUGUUCGAUUUGAAUUAUUUCUUGAAGAAGUGA
Messenger RNA from Plasmodium vivax (malaria parasite P. vivax), 11517 nucleotides. RefSeq lists its product as hypothetical. Gene Ontology annotation, cellular component: cytosol. The transcript is spliced from 2 exons. The record is from RefSeq and is a predicted model, not a curated record. NCBI's taxonomy places the organism in Eukaryota, Apicomplexa, Aconoidasida, Haemosporida, Plasmodiidae. The coding region runs from base 1 to 11517 and encodes 3838 amino acids.